GCCUUUAGAAGGCUAUACAAAUUGGCUGUAGGCACGCGUGAUGGGGAGAUCAUGUAGCUGCGAAGUACAUCCUUCCGUAUUGCUUAUAUCUCUUUCAUUUCUGUGAUUUUAACAAAAUCGAUCUUCAUUUCUGAUUUCCUCAAUUUUCUUCAUUCUUUUCUCUCUUAAACGAACGAAAACCCUUGAUGCCACUCCAAUACCAGAAAAACGAAAUCCAGCUAGUAUGCAGGCAAUCAAUCCUAACGAUUUGAAGAAACGCGGGCGGGAGAAACGAUCAUUGAUCAUUUGAUGGAGUGCGAAUUGCAGAGUUUAACCAGAUAAAGAUCCGAGUUUCUGUGAUCGGUGACGAGCUGAUGGGUGCUGCGGGCUCCAAGCUCGAGAAAGCCCUUGGCGACCAAUUUCCUGAAGGCGAGCGUUACUUUGGUCUUGAGAACUUUGGCAAUACAUGUUACUGCAACAGCGUUUUGCAGGCACUUUACUUUUGUGUUCCAUUUCGUGAACAAUUGCUAGAGUAUUAUGGGACUAAUAAAACCACAGGGGAUGCGGAAGAAAAUCUCUUAACUUGCUUAGCAGACUUAUUUUCUCAGAUAACUUCCCAGAAGAAGAAAACAGGUGUCAUUGCUCCCAAGCGAUUUGUGCAGAGGUUAAAAAAGCAGAAUGAACUCUUUCGUAGCUAUAUGCACCAGGAUGCGCAUGAAUUCUUGAACUUUUUGUUAAAUGAACUUGUGGACAUUUUAGAGAAAGAGGCACAGGCUGCAAAAAAUGAUCAAGAUACUUCACCACCUUCUGAUCCUGCAAAUGCACCUAAGAAUGGUCUAGCUAAUGGUGCAAAAAAGGAGCCUUUAGUUACGUGGGUCCACAGAAAUUUUCAGGGCAUACUCACCAAUGAGACAAGGUGCUUACGCUGUGAAACAGUGACAGCUAGGGAUGAAACGUUUUUUGACUUGAGCCUUGAUAUUGAGCAGAACAGUUCAAUCACAAGCUGUUUGAAAAACUUUAGUUCCACUGAGACUCUGAAUGCUGAAGACAAAUUUUUCUGUGACAAGUGCUGCAGUUUGCAAGAAGCUCAGAAGAGGAUGAAAAUAAAGAAACCGCCUCACAUCUUGGUCAUCCAUCUGAAGCGGUUCAAGUACAUUGAACAGCUGGGCCGAAAUAAGAAGCUGUCUUACCGGGUUGUCUUCCCUCUUGAGCUCAAGUUGGGUAACACUGUGGAGGAUGCAGAUAUUGAAUAUUCCCUAUUUGCAGUGGUUGUUCAUGUUGGCAGUGGGCCUAAUCACGGACAUUAUGUCAGCCUUGUGAAAAGCCAUAACCACUGGUUAUUUUUUGAUGAUGAAAAUGUCGAGAUGAUUGACGAGUCUGCUGUGCAGACAUUCUUUGGCUCAGCACAGGAAUAUUCCAGUAACACAGACCAUGGGUACAUCCUGUUCUAUGAGAGUCUUGGCUCUGGAAAUGGGAACUAGGCAGAGGAGUUUGACCACUUUUAGGUACUUUGAAUCAUCUGGACUCUUUUUUCCAUCGAUUUUCUAUGUUCAUUAUUUUUUUUUUUUGGGAAAAAAAAAGAAAAAGAAAAAUUACCUUUACCCCUGCAACCUGUUGGAGAAGCUGUUGUUCUUCAUGAGAUACGGGUUGUGGGAAUGUAUACUAAGGUGUUUGGCAUGUACAGUGAUCAGUGGAAGUAUCCCAUCCUUUUUUGUUUUCACAAUAAGAGGAGAAACUGUAGUACAUAUGAUCUGAACGUCUCACAUUCAUUGUUGCCAAUGUUGUUUUUGGGACAAUGUUGUUGCCAGUACUUAAUCACACAUUGGAAUCACAAUGUAGUUGGGAAUUGGCUAUAACUUUCUUGUGAUAAAAAUUAGACCGGACUGGUUUGUUGAAUGAGAAAGUUGAUUAACUGGUCUA
Prosopis cineraria is the source of this 1899-nucleotide messenger RNA. RefSeq names its product ubiquitin carboxyl-terminal hydrolase 4-like. Gene Ontology annotation, cellular component: nucleus; cytosol. Gene Ontology annotation, biological process: protein deubiquitination. Bases 354 to 1460 code for a protein of 368 amino acids. Lineage: Eukaryota; Viridiplantae; Streptophyta; Magnoliopsida; Fabales; Fabaceae. The transcript has 6 exons. Gene Ontology annotation, molecular function: cysteine-type endopeptidase activity; cysteine-type deubiquitinase activity. The record is from RefSeq and is a predicted model, not a curated record.